Molecule: messenger RNA, 5630 nt
Organism: Labrus mixtus (cuckoo wrasse)
Lineage: Eukaryota; Metazoa; Chordata; Actinopteri; Labriformes; Labridae
Exons: 4
Coding region: 213-4964 (1583 amino acids)
Biological process (GO): tRNA aminoacylation for protein translation
Molecular function (GO): ATP binding; hydrolase activity; aminoacyl-tRNA ligase activity
Source: RefSeq, a predicted model, not a curated record
AGAGAGAGAGAGACAGAGAGAGAGAGAGAGAGAGUGAGGGGAGGAAGGUAAGAAACUGAAUUGCGUAAUUGGAGUCACUGCUUCUAUAUUAGAGACAAACUCUUGUUCUUUUCGUCAAACCCAGUUUUCCUCCCACUGACUCUUCUUCAGUCCUACCAACAGGUCCGAUCUGAGCGAAACUUCCAGAUUGAGCUUCCUCAAGCGUCAACAGGAUGGCCCUUCUAGACUACCCUGUUCCGCAGUUGGAUGUUACAUUGCAAGAGGUCAGCCGUGUCCUGCAGCUCACUCUAAGCCCUGAUAUUUUUCUUGAGUUCAAAAGUACGCUGGAAGUCCAGAGGGAGCUCCUUCAAGAGGCCCAGGAAAAAUGUGUAACCCUUGCUGCUGGCCAAGAGAAUUGGGUGACGGAGCAAUUUAAGAGAGGUCUGCUGUCCUGUGCUGACCCCCUACCCACCUCUACAGCUCUCCCUGUUGUUCUUCUUCCUUCAAAGCUUAAGAGAUGUACCCAGCUGGGGAGGGCAGCUGCUCUGCUCUGGGCAGCAGCAAAGCUCUACAGUGAGCCCUUGUUAUUAGAGGGCAAUGCGCCAAUGGAGCGCACACAGCAGUCCGAGGUGUUCGCUGCCAGCCGAAUUCCUGGCAGGGAUCAAGAUGAGAUCAAGGUUUACCCAGAUAGCCUCCAUGCCAUUAUCACCUGUGUUGGAGGAGUGUUUCCUGUUGAUAUACUGUGGUGCCCCAACACAGGUGGGCCAGUUUCUGCCAGACCUUUCAUUGAUAUCUACAACCAGCUGGCUCAGGUGAUGGAUCAACCAAGUGCAGGAAAACAAAACGAUCCCUCAGUCAUUUGCAGCCUCUCAAGUCUUGAGCGCAAAGUCUGGGCUGCGACCCGAGAAGAGAUCCUUGGGCAAGGAGGGGCUGCAGCAGCAUCGUUGCUUCAAAUGGAGAGUGCAGUGCUUACACUCUGUCUGGAAGACUCCAACGCACCCUCUGAAUUAGCUGAUGUCCUCAAUGCAGUGAGACUUGGAGGAGGAGGAGACAGUCCAUGUCUGAGACACUAUGACAAGGUGGUGAACCUAGUGGUUUUUAAGGACAGCACUGCUGGGCUAGUGUUUGAGCAUAGUGCCGUGGAUGGGAUGGUGGCUGGACUUGUGACAGAACAAGUAUACAAUCUGUCAGAAACUGUUGACUUAACCGUUUUGCCUACUAACACAGAAAAUGUUAAAUGUUCUGUAAGUGUAAACAAUGGUGAUUCUGAAGGCCCUGCAUCCCUCACAUUUCCCUUGCAAGCAAAAAAUACACCCAAACCAAGUCCUGAUUUACAAGCAACACACCCAGUUCUUACUUUUGAUGUGCCCUCCUACCCUGAUGUCUUUUCGACUCUCAGAGGGCAAAGAGGCCUGUAUGAUGCCUGGAUCAACUUCUCUUUGCAACUUUCCCUAAGGCAGACUAUUGGGGAAUCAGCUGCCAAUCAGAUACUUGUCACACCUACGCAUAUGCGGCACUACAAACAUGGUCGUUGUGAUCCAACAUACUCGCUCACCACGAAUUCCCACAAAUUAGUGGGCGCCUUGGCUUCUUGCAUUGGCCCAGACAAUACAAUUCAAUACACCACUGACCUCCUACAAAUGUUUCAUACUGCAUUCUUGGAGCAUAAGAGCCUCAUCAAAAAUAGCAAAAGUGGUCAAGGAGUCGGUCCUCAUCUAGCUGCAUUGCGUCGACUUUUGCCAUCUGAUAAUCCACUGAAAAGGUUCCUGGACCCCUUUGGAUGUCCAUCUGUGUACCUGACAGGAACAGACAUGAUGGAGGGUGUGGAGUGUGGAGUAGGAAAUGUUUAUGCCAAAGAUCAGCUUGCUGUGACCUACCUUGGAAAAAGAGACAAGGUUCGCAUUGUGCUAAAUGGGAAAGGGAGCUUUGCUUUGACACUUGAGAAACUUAAAGAAAGCCUGAGGAAAAACCUCAAGUUAGUGAUGCUUUUAGCGGUUAGAUAUGCCAUUGCAAACCAAAUGGGUGCCCUGGAAUGUGUACUCCAACAGGCACAAACAGACAAAAUGCAUGAAGAGAGGAAUCACUGCGCUGUGAGGCUGGACAAUGGGAAAUGCAUUGCUGAUUCCCCUUCUUGCACAAACUCUGACUACACUCUGGUGAUCCAUGGCGGUGCAGGAGAAGAGAUGAUGUUAAACACUGAAGUGAUUGGGGUAAUUGAGUUUGCUCUACAGACAGCUUUAACCCUUGGAUCCCAAGUGCUGGCACAAGGUGGAAGAAGUCUUGACGGAGUCCAGAGGUCAGUGGAAGCUCUAGAGGACUGCUUCCUGUUCAAUGCAGGUAAAGGCUCAGUAUUCAACAAAGAUGGAAAAAAUGAAAUGGAAGCAACCAUCAUAGAUGGCAAUGCAAUGAGUUCAGGUUCUGUUGCUUGUGUGAAAAGCGUGAAGAACCCCAUAAAAGCAGCCAGGUGUGUCUUGGAGAAAAGCUCACAUUCACUCAUUGUGGGGGACGGAGCUGAAGAGUUUCUGCAUGGUUUGGAGGGCAAAGAUAAUCCGGUUGAGCCUGAGUAUUUCUACACUGAUAUACGUCAAAAAGAGUUAGCUGUAAAGCUCAGUGGUGGGAAUAACUCAAAAAACAAUCACCCUCAGACAGUUGGAGCUGUGGCGUUAGAUCGCUGGCAUGGGUUGGCUGCUGCAUCUUCCACAGGUGGGGUAGUAGGAAAGCUGAAAGGGCGAGUUGGGGAUACAGCAGUGGUGGGGGCAGGAAUCUAUGCUGAUGACAAAGUGGCUAUUACGUGCUCCGGAGAUGGAGAUGCAUUUUUGAGACACACAGUAGCACAGAAAAUAGCCAGCCUCUACAAUCACAAGGGGUACAGUAUUAGGGAAGCGUGUAGAGAAGUGAUGACCAAAAGUCUGAAUGGGAUUUGUGGAGGAAUAAUUGCUGUUGAUAAGAAAGGUGACGCCACCAUUGAAACAAAUGCUGGCGUGAUGUUUGUGGCAUCAAUGGUGAACGGCAUUUCAAGGGUAGAGGUCCUGAGGCCCAUGACGAGCUUCUCUGAUGUAAUCUGGGAAACAGAUGAGCUGGUUGCUUUCCUAAAUCCAAACCCCUGGAUCCCUGGGUCAACCAUUCUGACAAGAAAAACUCUUAGUGGGGCAAGGAGCAUCUUCGAGUUGGCUGUACCUGACUUUGUGUCAAUGUUACAAGGGGCAAGAGUUGUUUCAAGCUUGCUAUGUGAGCGAUUGGGAGUGCAGCGAUGUGCAUUGGUUUUCAAUCCAACACCUGACAAGCCAGCACAGAUAAGACUGCUGCCUCUCCAUGGCCUUGAGCCGAAGUGGCAACCCCAUCUUGCUUGUGAAGAGGAAUUCCAUCAUUCUGAUCCAGGCUACUGCACCUCAAAAAGUGGCCCCAGCUGGGAUGAUGAAACACUGGCCCAGGUGCAAGCCAAGAUUAGAAGUGGAUUGCCAACACAAAAUGCACCCUCCUGCUUUGACUUUUUUGGAGAUGCUUCCAAUGAUAAUGUUUUCAGUCGUAUUGUACGUGGAGAGCAGCAACAGUGGAGAGUGUGGGAAGACAAUGAACAUGUUGCCUUCCUGACACCGUACCCAAACACUCCUGGAAUAACAGUUGUGGUUCCUCGUAAGCACCUGUCCAGUGACAUCUUUAAACUGGAGGAAGCAGACUACAAAGCCCUAAUCUUAGCCACCUACAAAGUUGCCCGACUAGUGGAGGAGGGAAUGGGUGCUCGAGGUGUUGCACUAAUCUUUGAAGGCUUUGAGAUUGACUAUGCUCAUGCCAAGCUGAUCCCUCUGGUACCUUCACCAGAUGGCACCGAGUCUGCUGAGCUGCAACCUGAAUACUUCCAAAAAUAUCCUGGAUAUGUGUCAUCACUGGAUGGCCCAGCAGCUGAUCCUGAAACCCUCAAAAAGAUCCACACAAAAAUGACCCAGUGCAGGCCUCCUCAUUCAUGGAAAGACCCUCAGUCUCACUCCACACUUGCCAUCAAGAGCCACUGGUAUCGUAACAUGUUCAAAAUUCAAAACACUCUUUUCCACAGCACAGUUGAAUAUUUCCACACGACAUGCCAGUACUCCUAUGCUCUUACCCCCCUCACCACAGACACCAUCUCCUCCCCCAUGGGCCUUGGGUCUGACUCUGAACCAGUUUCUGUUAACCUGCUUGGCCAGGACAUCUACCUUGCUGACUCAAUGCAGUUUGUGCUUGAAUACUUCCUUCGCUUUCAGGAGAACCUGCCAGGGACAUACUACAUAUCUCCCAGCUUCAGGGGAGAAGACCCUGAUGCCACACACUUAAACCAAUUCUACCAUGUGGAGUGUGAACUGCUGGGUGACAUGGACAAUGCCAUCUCCAUAGCAGAGGGAUUCCUUGCUCAUCUCACCAAGUCCAUGUUGAAGAAGCACUCUGAUAUAAUCCUUGACACUGCUGGGACCCUUACACAUGUCAAAGCCAUGCUAAGUAAGUUGGAUGGGAAAACAGUGCUACCAAGGGUCUCUCUAAACCAGGCCAUUCCCAUGAUGCCAUCUGCAGACUGCUUGGAAUGGGUUCAAGAUGGCCAACCCCAGUUUGGAAGAAAGCUAACACGCAAAGGAGAACGGGUCUUGAUUGAGAAGUAUGGUGGUGCUGUGUGGCUGACUGAGAUGGACCAUCUAGGGGUUCCCUUCUACCAGGCAUAUGUGGAGGGAACUGGACGGAGCAAAGCCAAAGCUGCCGAUCUUCUUUUGGGGCUGGGUGAGACUGUAGGCCUUGGUGAACGUCAUUCCACCUCUGAGAUGGUACAGGAUGCCCUCAAGCACCAUGGAGUGCUAGAGCAGGCCUACAAAUGGUACAUUAACAUGCGUCAAGUGAAACCACUCCUCACCAGUGGAUGGGGUAUGGGGACGGAGCGUUACUUGUGUUGGCUGCUUCAGCAUGAUGAUAUCAGAGAUAUUCCAAUCAUUCCUAGGAUGAAAGGAAUGAAGUACAUGCCUUGAUCUUGGAUUCCCUUAUUGUUAUCAGGAAAAUAGAUUAACUGGUAACAAUUCAGCAAAAGCAGAAUAUUCAAUAUAGAUUUUAAUCAAGAAAAUGCCUCAAUCAUCCAUAUUCUUCUUAAAAACUUAACCAAUUAUUUCUAAUUUUGUGUCCAUGGAUAGACCCAAACUUCUCGGUAACUAUAAUGUUAAAUGUAAAAAUAUCUUUACUCUGAUGUGUUAAAGAAUAAAGUAAUAACGUUGAAUAAAUAAAUAACAGUGGGUAAGACUUAUCUGUCAGUAAGUUGUAAGUGAUUGAUCAAAAAAUUAAAAAUGUUAUAUUCUUUUAUGCAAGCAAUUCUUUUGUAUUUCUCUAUAUGAUGUUUUCAUUUACUUCUAUCGCAUUGCCUUUUUAUGUUAAAAUAUUUAUGUUACAAAACAAAUGAAUCAUGUGUCAUUGCCUUUUUUUUAAAGAAGUAGUAAUGAUUUUUUUCCCUAAACAAGCAUUAGGGACAAUCUGCAUUGAUGUCUUACCAUGUCAUCAGACCUGUUCCAAGGCUCCGCUGGCAAUAGCUACCAUACUUUACCUUAAAGACGGUCAGAGGCCUCUGAAUAUGUGCGUAAGGAAAGCUCAUAAAACAAAAAUGUUUGUGUGUGUGUGUGUGUGUGUGUGAAUUUGGCAUUUAAAUU